GGGAAAAAGACGAGAACAACGAUUAUACUUCGAAUAUAUAAGGUAUUUACAUUGCCCGAUCUCCCACCUAAGCCUCGAGGACUGGUCUGUCUAUUCUCUCACCCAUAUCGUACCACGCCAAACACUAGUCAUUACUUUGUCACGUCGCAAAGCGUAUCUCUCUUUUGGUUCGAAGUGUUAGCUUCUCUUGUUACCUUACCGCGAGACUUAUAUCCAAUCAUCAUGCCGUCCUCACAACAGCAGACCUCGAGCACACCGUGGCAGGACCGGUUGGCAGAGGUGUGUCGUGAAUAUCAGAUCACGGCUCCUCACUUCCAGAUAGUAUCAGACCGACGAGGCGGUCGCACCGCCUGGUCCAGUAUAGUUACCGUAUACGGCAAGCGGAUCGAAGCGCGCUACUGGUACGACGGAAGAAACAUCACCAAUGCCAGGGAGGAUGCCGCGGAGGCGGCUCUAAACUGGCUUUCGACCCAAGCAAGCUUGAACUCGAACUGGUAAAAAGCGCUCUCCUCGGACGUAUCACCGACCCACGUAUUCUACUCGAUUUUUGUGCUUGACUCAGGGUUCUUCGACCCGAACAUGCGUGACUC
Messenger RNA from Annulohypoxylon truncatum, 590 nucleotides. RefSeq lists its product as uncharacterized. NCBI's taxonomy places the organism in Eukaryota, Fungi, Ascomycota, Sordariomycetes, Xylariales, Hypoxylaceae. The transcript has 3 exons. The record is from RefSeq and is a predicted model, not a curated record. Bases 223 to 498 code for a protein of 91 amino acids.